This is a messenger RNA of Coffea arabica (coffee), 1522 nucleotides long. RefSeq names its product protein JINGUBANG-like. Lineage: Eukaryota; Viridiplantae; Streptophyta; Magnoliopsida; Gentianales; Rubiaceae. Gene Ontology annotation, molecular function: protein binding. The record is from RefSeq and is a predicted model, not a curated record.
AUGCUAGACAUCGAAAUAUAUACUACCAUAUCUCUCUCACUCAGUAACCUCAAUCCUACUGAAAUCCUCCCGUCUCUCUAUCUCUCUCUCUCUGGAAGUCUGGACCAGCCAUGGAUUACAACACCAGGAAAAGUCUCUGCACCUUCAUGGAUGAAGAAAGAAAGGCCAAGCAAUCCCCUCCCCGUCUCUCCUUUAAAUCCUUUGAGGAUUUUCUUGUUUAAUUGGUCGAGUGGACAGCAACAUAGAGAUUGCGUUUCUUGCAUGGGAUAUUAUCAUGCAGAAGGACUUUUGUAUACUGGAUCAUGGGAUAAAACAGUGAAGGCAUGGAGGGUUUCCGACGGUAAAUGUGUGGAUUCAUUUCUCGCUCAUGAAGAUAGUGUAAACGCAAUUGUUAUCAAUCAAGAAGAUGGAUGUGUAUUCACUUGUUCAUCAGAUGGUUCUGUGAAGAUAUGGAGGAGGGUUUAUGACCAAAGCUCUCAUACUCUCACCAUGACAUUGAAAUUCCAACCAUCCCCUGUCAAUGCUCUAGCCUUGAGCACCUCACAUAGCUCUUGCUUCCUGUAUUCAGGAUCAUCAGAUGGAUUUAUCAACUUCUGGGAGAAGGAGAAAAUGUCUAGUCGAUUUAAUCAUGGAGGGUUUCUUCAAGGACAUAGGUUUGCUGUUCUUUCUUUGGUUGCUAUUGAGAAACUAAUAUUCAGUGGAUCAGAGGACACAACCAUCAGGAUUUGGAGAAGGGAGGAAGGGAGUUAUUAUCAUGAGUGUCUUGCUGUCUUGGAUGCUCAUAGGGGGCCAGUCAGAUGCCUGGCUGCUUGUUUGGAGGUUGACAAAUUAAUGGUGAUAGGAUUUUUGGUUUAUAGUGCUGGCUUGGACCAAACUUUCAAGUUGUGGAGAGUGAAGGUUUUGCCUGAUGAAAAGAAUGUAUGCAUGGAAGGUACAGGUAGAAGUGAUAAGAUGAGGAUUACAGAGUAUGAGAUGAGUCCUGUUCUGUCUCCUUCAUGGGUUGAAAAAAAGAGGCAAGGUAAUCCAACAUGAUGGAGUAUUACCUGUUUCCCCUGAAGACAAGAGAAGGGCUUGAAAUGCACUGGAACAGUAUACUCUAGACUCCACCCUUCUAGUAGAAACAAAUAUGUAUCCUUUUAUCUAUUUUUUUUUCUUUGGUUGAUAUCAUAAGCAUUAUUGGUAAGAUAAUCAUUCUCAUCUCAAAAGAAAUCUAUAGCAUUUCAUUGCCUUACUCAUAUAUGCUCUCGCAUUUCGCCAGGGUUUUCAGGAUAUGGAAUUUUUUGCCACUUUGACCCAUGUUAACCAUGAUCAUAAUAGCAAAUGUUUCAUGUUUCAUGUAAAGUAGGAAAGGCAACGAGGUAUGGGAUACUUCAAUAGUAGCUAGCUUUAAGAGUCUGGCACUCCUUUCGUCUCAAAAUUACAGCCAUUUUUUCGCGAAUUCAAGUUCUUAUAGAUGCAAGUAAUGAUUAUAGUGCAGAUGAGUAGUUGUAAGAAAAUUUACAAUUUAACCUUGUAAUCAAAU